Molecule: messenger RNA, 1113 nt
Organism: Melitaea cinxia (Glanville fritillary)
Lineage: Eukaryota; Metazoa; Arthropoda; Insecta; Lepidoptera; Nymphalidae
Product: zinc finger protein SNAI2-like
Exons: 2
Coding region: 1-1113 (370 amino acids)
Biological process (GO): regulation of DNA-templated transcription
Molecular function (GO): DNA-binding transcription factor activity, RNA polymerase II-specific; RNA polymerase II cis-regulatory region sequence-specific DNA binding
Source: RefSeq, a predicted model, not a curated record
AUGCCGCGCUGCUACAUGGUGAAGAAAGGCAUCCAACGACACGAUGGCCCGCCCCUCUGCAGUCCUACAGAGGCCAGCGUGGCUCCGCCUUGCUACAGCCCGGCCGAAGACACAGCCGUCACAGAACCGGACGCUGCGGAAAAUGAGGAGCCUGCGAAGAUACAAAUGUCGGAGCGGACAGCGGCAGACACUGAAGCUGCACACGACCUGCUCUCACUCGCCAACAGCUUGCCGUCGCUUCCUCCACCUCCACUGCCGCCACUUGCUCCACCCGCCCCACUGGUCACUGUACUGCAGCCUCCCGAACCACCUAUGGUGCCCCUUUAUACCUACACAAUACAGCCUACGAACAUUUUUAUCAUCACCGAGGAACCUCCCGAGCCUGUCUACCACGUUGUCCCAUCGGUUCCACCUAUGUCGCAAUUCGAAUAUAUGCUUGAACCUCAAGUCAGUUAUCUUGCUUAUCAACCUUUACAAGAGCCUCAAAUUCAAUUUGUAGAGCCCGUUCCGGUUCCUGUUAUUGAGACUCUACAACCGGUCAACCCAGUUCCCGUGUCCGACCCACCAGCCGUACCCGAGCCCGAACCUGCACCCGAACUGGAGCCUGAACCGGAACUCGAACCUGAUUUAAUCGAGGUAAACUCACCACCUCAGCAAAAGGAUAAAAAUGUUAAAUAUGAUUGUGACGAAUGUGGUAAGCAGUACGCAACUUCAUCAAACUUAUCCCGUCACAAGCAAACUCAUCGUAGUCUUGAUUCACAUGCUGCAAAACGUUGUAACGAUUGCGGCAAGGCGUACGUGUCCAUGCCAGCUCUGGCCAUGCACGUCCUGACACACAGAAUGGGGCACGUCUGCGGAGUUUGUGGUAAACAGUUUUCACGACCGUGGCUUCUGCGCGGACACUUGCGUUCACAUACUGGUGAAAGACCUUACGAUUGUCCCGUCUCCGGUUGCGGCAAGGCAUUUGCGGAUCGCUCAAACUUACGAGCCCAUUUGCAAACACAUUCAGCAGAAAAAAAUUACGAAUGCUGUCGCUGUCACAAAACAUUCGCUCUCAAGAGUUACCUCACAAAACAUUUAGAGACGACGUGCUUGGUCUUCAUGAACGAUUGA